This is a messenger RNA of Melampsora larici-populina 98AG31, 2394 nucleotides long. RefSeq lists its product as uncharacterized. The record is from RefSeq and is a predicted model, not a curated record. Gene Ontology annotation, biological process: regulation of DNA-templated transcription. Lineage: Eukaryota; Fungi; Basidiomycota; Pucciniomycetes; Pucciniales; Melampsoraceae. The transcript is spliced from 5 exons. The coding region runs from base 1 to 2394 and encodes 797 amino acids.
AUGUCACAUCAAUCCAAACUGGAUAUGCAGCAACACGAAGCUUUCUUUUCUUUUACUGUUCCAGCUAACGAUUCUUCAGCCCCCGAGCCUCGGACGGAUGAUCACAACAUCACUCCAGUUGCUCCAAAGAACGAAUCCAACGAGGGCCAAUGUGAACUGGGAAUUGUCACGCAAACAGAUCGCCCAGCUUUGCCUAGGACACCAUCUGGAUCAAUAUCCCCCGCAACCUUAGGGGACCGUCCCGGUACCGCCAAUCAGUAUCCCUUUACCUUCCCAUCUACCUCGAACAGCGACGUCAAAGAGCGAACCUCCAUUGGAGGUACGGAGGAUGUGAGCCCAGUUUCGGGUACAUCAACAGGCUUCCCGACGGAUGAAGAGAACGUUCGUCGGAACAGUCGCCAGGGUCUCACUAUCCUUACCGGUGCCGCUCCGGCGAAGCUGAGCCAACGAGCCUGUUUAUUGGCUGCAGGCCCAUCUCCGUUGGGUAUGGCAAACCCAGAGAGCCCAGCAGAGCGAUCAGGCGAUUACCCUAGCCAUGACAUCGGAACCCAUAAUACAAGACCCAUGACCGCUCCUGGUGCUGGAUGGGCCGCCGGAAAUUAUAACCAUGGCUAUGACUACUCUUCUGCUAGUGCAGGUCUGUUUGGUGAUGGAGGCUAUCACAACUCAUCUGGCCGAACAUCAUCGACCAACACUGAUGGGUCAAAUAAUACUACUUCCACCCAUACAUCACCUGCGGUGGCCGAACCCAAGAACUCGGAAAAGCCCACCAAACCAAGUCUACAGGCUCUCAUCACUGUCAAUAGCGUGGCUUCUAGAAAAUCAUCAAUGAACCAGUCAAUCGCACCCGAUCAAGGGCAGUCUAGUCUUCUUUCACUGACCUCUCAGCUUACUCCACCCGGACGACAGUGUGAGCCCACACCACCAGGGCAACUAAUGUACAGUUCAGCAUCUCCGACUCUACAUAGUAUAUCUUUACCACCCGACCAGAAUGCAAGUGGCAGUCCUUACCUUCAUUCUAGCUCAUCGCAGCAACCUUAUCACAUUGCUCGACCCAAUACGCACGCCGGUACGUCAGCCUCGUUCGGCGAGCGACCCGACAGUUCAUAUGGUCCCCCCACUCCUCUCCACAGCGCCAAUAGCCCAACCAGUCCCUUCGCUCUCACCGGUUACUCGGCAAACUCUCGUCCAGGGACUGCGAAUGCUGCUGUGAACGUUCCAAUGUAUGGUGCCAGUUACGCAAAUAGCCGGCCGGGCUGUUAUGGGAUCCCGAGGCUCAACAUUCCGAGCUCUAAUCCUUCUCAGCCACCCUCUAACAGCUCUUCUCCGGUCUAUGGCAAUGUACGAAUGAUAUCGAAUGGCUCUGAUCAUUCACAUGGCAAUAUCCAGCAGUCUAGUCUAAUCCCCACAAAUAACCAGACAAAUCCCUAUGGUGUUAUGUCCUCUCAUCCAAUGGGAUCAGUGGAUGCUCCUAACCGAAUGUAUAACUUCAACAUGCUGCCGGUAGCACCGAGAAAAAGGGCACGAAGACGGUACGAUGAAAUUGAGCGACUAUAUAGUUGCAGUUACCCCGGGUGUACAAAAGCUUAUGGAACGCUGAAUCACUUGAAUGCUCAUAUUACCAUGCAAAAACACGGUCCCAAGAGACUCCCGCAGGAGUUCAAAGAAAUUCGGAAGGAGUGGAGAGCCCGAAAAAAAGCUGAAGCCGAAGCUCGUUCUGCUCCUUACAAGAAUGCACAACAGGCCCAGAAGAAUCAUCACAGUCAUCACCAUCACUCCCAGUUUCAGGCUCAUCGACCGCUGACAUCUUCCAGCUCCACCUCAAACUUGGCUGGUCAAGUUGGAAACCCCAACGCGCAUACAAUGAGCUUGAUGGCAAAUUCUUCACACCCCGGCAUCUCUUACGGAAACAUGACAUCCAAUCGUCCUCAUACGAUGAUGAGCUCCGGUCCCAGCUCUUCCGGAAACCUGAUGAAUAUGGGUCAACUGCAGAUGGGAAGAGUACUCUCAACGGGGUCGAUCGAUAAUUCAUCACUUUCGACAAAUAUGAUGACUAUGCCUCACGGCUUCAGUCCAGAUCUACUCGGUCCUCCUCUAUCAUCGGCGCCAUCUUAUUAUGCUUCUUCUCCCUACGCACCUUCAUCACUCGGUUCAUCUCAGCAUUUAUCGGGCCCUGCGAGUGCGCCUAGACAUGCCUCGAUGAACUAUGGAACACACUUACGUGUCAACUCCAGUAUGGGUACUGAGCGCAACAACUUACCACAACCGGAUAACAUGAGAAGCGUUUCAGAUAAUAGCAAUAUGCCAAAUCGAAGUCCCCAUGACUCCAAAUCGAUCAUGAAGGAUGAUAAAAAAACAGUCACGGGCCAGUAUCUUGUUACCGCCGCUCGAUAG